UCAAAGAGGACCCAGAGCCCCCCCACAUUAAAGAGGAACAGGAGGACCCAGAGCCCCCCCACAUCAAAGAGGACCAGGAGGACCUCUGGACCAAUCAGGAGGGAGAGCAGCUUCCAGGGCUGCAGGAGGCUGGUACCAGGUUCUCAGUCUCUCCUGUAAAGAGGGAAGAUGAUGAAGAGGAAGCUCAGUCCUCUCAGCUUCAUCAAAGACAAACUGAACCAAUGGAAACAGAAGCUGAUGGAGCGCAUUGUGGAGGACCAGAACCAGACAGGAAGUUAGAUCCAGGAAGCGAUCCAGGACCAGAUACUGAGACUGAGUUCAGUGAUGAUGGGGAGGAGACUCAGGAACCUCAGUCAGAUGAGAACCCUCUGCUAAACAAAGAAGUCCCUGUAAGGGAUGUGAACUGUAGUCCUGGAACUACAUCAAGCAGCUCGCCUGCAUGUGCUGCACGCUCUGACCACCAGGGACAUCUGGAGAAACCCAGCAGCUCCAAAACAGGAGAGAAAACAGCUCAAUGCUCUGUGUGUGACAAAAUAUUUGAAUUAAAUAACGCUCUAAAGAGACACAUGACUGUUCACACAGGGGAGAAACCAUUUAGUUGUUCAGUGUGUAGUAAAACAUUUACACACAAGAGAAACAGAAACUAUCACAUGUAUGUCCACACAGGAGAGAAACCAUUUAGUUGUUCAGUGUGCAGUAAAACAUAUACACAAAAGUGUCACCUGAACGAUCACAUGACUGUCCACACAGGAGAGAAACCAUUUAGUUGUUCACUUUGUAGUAAAACGUAUACACACAAGGGAGACCUGAGCUAUCACAUGACUGUCCACACAGGAGAGAAACCAUUUAGUUGUUCAGUGUGUAGUAAAACAUUUCCACACAAGAGAAACAUGAACUAUCACAUGUAUCUCCACACAGGAGAGAAACGAUUUCGUUGUUCAGUGUGUAGUAAAACAUUUACACAAAAGGGACACCUGAAUGCUCACAUGUUUGUUCACACAGGAGAGAAACCGUUUAGUUGUUCAGUUUGUAGUAAAACAUUUACACAUAAGAGAAACAUGAACUCUCACAUGUUUGUCCACACAGGAGAGAAACCAUUUAAAUGUUCAGUUUGUGAUCAAACAUUUUCACAGAAGCACAAUCUGAAAAAACAUUUAAUUGUCCACACUAGAGAAACUAAGUAGUCGUGGAGUUCGCUCAACAAGAUUCUCUUGUCUCAGUUAUUCCAAAAAUCUCAAAAGUAUUCCUGAGAGUCUCUGAAAUAAAUCUGGUUAAACACUUAAAAAGUGUCAUGCUGAUCCAGACUCCAACACAAGUGUCUUCAGCUAAGAUUAAGUUACACAUCAAUUUAUAUUACUAGGGUCCGAGCGACUGACGAAGCCAGUCCGAGAGGACCCUAUUGAGUUUGUUAGGGGAAAUAUUAUUAUUCUUAAUCCGCUUUUUAUUUUUGAACAUUGGGCGCAUAUUGGGGGUAUGUAGAAUACUUUCUUUUACAUUUAAUUUACAUGACGUGGUCUACACUUCAGGUAGAGACACAUGAUGCUUGAAUAUGUCCACAUAGUCAAAGCGCCACCAAGUGGUUCAACUGGACUUGCCCAAAUCUGCCCCAAACUUGUGAUGGAUGUUAUAAGUAAUGGCAUGAGGAUAGUGACGCGCCUAAAUUCACUCAUAGUCAAAGCGCCACCUACUGGCGAAAGAAAAAACGCAAUACGUGACAAACGGCGAAAGGUCCGACCGGCGUGCCUGCGUCCUCGGCCGAGCGGGCCUCUACUGAUCUCUCUUUGAGAUUUAGGGAUUCCUUUGUUUUAAGGUGUGAAUAUUUGACCUUUUGUUGACUGCUCGUUCUCUUGGAUUCACUCGUGUUGGAACAGCUGUUGUUGUUGUUGUUUUCUUGGCUCAAACAUUUGGAAAAUUCAGCCAACGUUUCCACCAACAUGACUUCAGUUCAAUGUUCUUCUAUAUUUGUCCCAGAGUUUGUAACCAAGCUGCAGCUGCUGGCUUUUCUUUUUAAAUAAAUAUGUGUUCAUGAUU
This is a messenger RNA of Pseudoliparis swirei, 2031 nucleotides long. Its product is annotated as gastrula zinc finger protein XlCGF8.2DB-like. Gene Ontology annotation, biological process: regulation of DNA-templated transcription. Gene Ontology annotation, molecular function: DNA-binding transcription factor activity, RNA polymerase II-specific; RNA polymerase II cis-regulatory region sequence-specific DNA binding. The transcript has a single exon. The record is from RefSeq and is a predicted model, not a curated record. NCBI's taxonomy places the organism in Eukaryota, Metazoa, Chordata, Actinopteri, Perciformes, Liparidae. Bases 222 to 1184 code for a protein of 320 amino acids.